AAGAAGCGGAAACAAAAGAGGUUUUAUAAAAACACAAACACAUCUCCGGCUGUCGAACUACUCAGGGAAUAUACUACAGCUAUUGACUUCGCCAGCAAAAAUACUGAAAUUGAACAUAAGGAGGAAGCGGAAGUGAGUUAAACAGCGAACUGCAUCAGUCAGCAUGGCACUAAAGAGAAUACAGAAGGAGCUGCAGGACCUGCAGAGAGACCCUCCAGCACAGUGCUCUGCUGGACCAGUGGGGGAUGACUUGUUUCAUUGGCAGGCGACCAUAAUGGGUCCGGGUGACAGUCCUUACCAGGGAGGAGUUUUCUUUCUCACUAUCCACUUCCCCACCGACUACCCAUUCAAGCCCCCUAAGGUAGCAUUUACAACAAAGAUUUAUCACCCAAAUAUAAACAGCAACGGCAGUAUCUGUUUGGACAUUCUACGGUCACAGUGGUCUCCUGCACUAACAGUGUCUAAAGUUUUAUUGUCCAUAUGUUCGUUGCUUUGUGAUCCAAACCCAGAUGACCCCUUAGUGCCAGACAUAGCACACAUCUACAAGAACGACAAAGACAAAUACAACAAAUUAGCAAAAGAAUGGACCCAAAAGUAUGCCAUGUAAAGAAAAAAAAAUCUAAGAUAAAAAAUCAUGCUGAGAUUUUUUCUUUUUCCUUCCUUUUUUAAAGUCACAACACACUGUAAAUUAUAGUAUGAAACCACACGUAAUCAUAAGGAAGUCCCAUCAAACUGUACUUUCAUCAGCAUUAUUAUUAAUCCGAGAUGUGACAUAUUCAUUAAUUGUUUUUGAAAGAAAGCAGGACGGUUUUUUUGAGCAGUCAUUUUAUGGAUAUCUUGACAUUUUGAAGUUUGGCAUGUUCAUUUUGCAAGGAAAUUUUAUUUCUAACAUAUAGUUUUUUUUUUUUUUACAAAUUUGCUCUACAUCAUUCUUUAUUUUCUAAAUAAAAAUAGAACAUUUUAGUACAGAAACCCCACCGUAUGCCCUCGAGCAUCAAACCUUUCUCAGAGGUGCUGAGGAACCAGCUUCAGUUCCUGCUGUGUCUAUCAACCCAGCAAGAAACACGCAGAACCAAGGGAACAUUGAAGGGUGAAUGUCAAAUAUACCUGGCCCUCAUUCUGACGUAUGUCUGUAAAAAAAAAAAAAAAAAAAGGAAUACUGACAACAUCAUAAUAUCCCCUCUAACAUUACAACUUACCCUCAACUUCAUGUAGUUGGAGAUGGAGGUUUUUGUUUUGCAUCUUGUAGCAGACGAAGUAGGCUGAAAUGAUGUACUGUUGCAGUUGCCCUGAAUGGGAGCAAUUACUUACAUGUCACGUCAUGUAGACCUGUGUUCGAUUAUUAUUAUUAUUAUUAUUAUUGUUUUUGUUAUUAUUAUUAUGAUUAUUAUUAAUGAUAAUGAUAAUAAUAAUAACAAACGUAUAGUAUUAAAACUCUCUGGAACAACAUUAUUGUUUUAUUCUAUUGAAUUUAAUCUAGAGUCAUCACAAUGUAAAUCUACCAUUAAAACAAUGUCCUCUUUUCUCCUGAAAAUAGCUGUGAUGUUGGGUUUUUAGUUGGAUUUACGCAGGCACAAAGACCCGAGGCCUGUACUAUGCAGCAGGAUUUAGGGUUAGCGAGGUAACUUCAGGUCAAAUCCUAGGUUUUCGGUCCUACGACGGUGGUUCACUUCUUACUGGGAUAAAUCACCAUGGUAACUUAGACUGAAUGACUAACCUGCUCCGUAGCAGGUUAUGUUCAAGGUUGAGAUCACUGGGUAUAAAAACACCGCCCACUGAAAAUCAGUUCUCUCCCGUAAAGCUUCAGAAUGAGUAGCAAACGAACUAGUUCUCAACCAAAUUGCAUCACCAGCAUUUAUUGAAGACCGGCUACACACAGCGUGAAUUGUGAGGGAUCACUGAGGAGUGUGAGGGUUUUUCGGGACAGGCAAAACAGCGCACCCUGACGAGGAUCUCUGUGAGCUUCAUUAAUUUUUUUCGUGUUGGCUACAGGCAAUGUCAAAGCUAUUUCAUAUUUUUUUCCAUACCAAUAUCACCCCACAACAGUAAAUUGACUUUAGCAUUAAAGCUUGCAUUUGUAGGAUAUGUGAAUAAGCUACACCGCUUUGAAUUAUGUUUCUGUUUGUUCUUAAUUUGUUCCCACGUCCUUUUUUGCACCGCCAGGAUUGCAGCUGAAAGUAAAAGUAAAUGUCAGAUAUGCCACAAGUAUAUACAUUAGGCAGCAAAUUAGUUAAAAGGAAUCCUCAGUUGUGCUUAUUGUCUGAUAUGUGCCUUCAUGAUGUAACAGUGGUCAUAUUUUAUUAUAUUAUAAACUAAUGAACUCAUGCAUUCACACAGUCAGCAGUUUUCUGCCAGCAUUCCUUCCUGGCUUUGGUCACUGCAACGGUGCUGCUUUUUCCUCCUAUGAAGUUUUUAUAUUAUUCUUCAUAUUUUGUAAAGUGAGCCGCUCUGCAGCCAGACUUGUCCAUAUUCGUGAUUGGUCAGAUCCUGAUAACGCCGCUCAUUUUAUGUGCACAUGCUCAUACGUUGUAUUCGCUCAUAAGUUUUAUCUAUCUAUCUAUCUAUCUAUCUAUACUCAGAUCAGACAACCCUGGGUUGACUUAUGGAGUUGAUAACCACUGUCGUAGGACCGGUUAUCCUGAGUGCGAUUGUUAGGGUUAGUCAAGCCGGAUCUUUGAAAGAAGUCCUGGGUAUGUUGAUCUCGCUUCGUUGCACAGGCCCCACAUUUUGAACCCUAUGAAAGCGGUUACAUAUGUUCUUCUGUUUUACCUCCAGUCUAUCACUAUAUCUGAAUAUGCUAUAGAGAGGUUGAAUUCCUGUUUUCUGUUCCUGUGUAAUCAGUGUCUUGGCUUUGUCUUUGAGGCCUGUCUGGCACUUUUUGUACUAAAUUAAAGAAUGGUGGGGAUUUUAUCAUGA
This is a messenger RNA of Stegastes partitus (bicolor damselfish), 2916 nucleotides long. RefSeq names its product ubiquitin-conjugating enzyme E2 D4-like. NCBI's taxonomy places the organism in Eukaryota, Metazoa, Chordata, Actinopteri, Pomacentridae. The record is from RefSeq and is a predicted model, not a curated record. Bases 164 to 607 code for a protein of 147 amino acids. The transcript is spliced from 7 exons.